AUGACAAAUCAAUUAAUCUCAAUUUUGCUGUUCUUAUCGUUUCUGUUUCUUUCAAUUCACGCAAAAAAGUAUCACAUAUUCGGCAACGAUGAGUCAGUCGGUAGUCUUACAAGUGAUGAACGUUUACUAGUCGAUGUGGAUAUUUACAAUCGUCCUUACGCUUUACCCUACUUGCUUCGUCAACUCGAACAACUCGUCUGCCCAUGUAGUCAAUGUUACUUGGAUUUUCAUCUCUAUCAUGUUUUUAAUACAACUGUAGAAAAUGAAACGAGCCGACUGUUAAAUGCAUGGGUUUCUGCAAUGCAAACAUCGAGCCAAUCGGUUUUCGCCAGUAUAACCGUCCAGGAAUGGACAGCGAAGUCGAAAACCGAUCAAACCAAUCGUUUACGUGAUGUUAUGAAGCGUGCGAGCGAACUCGAUGUGACUUAUCUUGCCAUGUUUGACUCCAUGAUUGUCUUACUCGAGCCCGGCAAACUUCUUUCCACAUUAAUUUCGAAAGAUAAACCAUUGAUGACACCACUGUUACGUUCUACCAAAGAUAUGUACACCUCGACGUUUUAUUUAAACGAUCGACAAUCAACAGGUUAUGAUAAUUAUAAGCAAAUUUAUGAACGGAAAAAUUUGGGCUGUUUUCUCGUCGAUGGGGGAAUAAAAGAUUUCUAUUUUUUCAAUUUUAAAUACCCACAAAUACGAAAUGUAUUCCUAAAUAAUCAAAGUCUUGAUCAACCCGAACAGCAAUACGCAAUCGAUGUUCUCGCCCGACAAAAUUCAAUUCCAACAUACGUUUGCAAUCGUGAAGUUUACGGAUACAUUCCUGCUCAAUUCCUCGAGGCAAUGUACGACGAAGCUGCUAUUCACGAUCUCUAUAUUCAUAUGUUAAUUGAACAUCAAUUGAAUGGCCCAUCGCAAACGUAUUUACCACCCAUCGAACGAACAUCUCUGAUUGAUAUCCCCUUGUCGACAGCGAAGACCAAAUUUGGUUUAGAUGAGAUCUAUGUUAUCAAUCUUGUUCGUCGAGCUGAUCGUCGAGCACGUUUACAAGCUACAUUCGACAUAUUGAAUAUUUCAGCACGAUUCUUCGAUGCAAUCGAUGGCAAACAUACUGUCGAUCAAACUUAUCUCGAGCGACUAAAUAUUCGUCUGUUACCCAACUAUGAAGAUCCAUAUAAUCGACGACCGAUGAAUUACGGUGAAUUAGGCUGCUUCUUCUCACAUUACUUCAUCUGGGAAGAUAUGGUCAAGAAUGAUUAUAAGAACGGUGCAUUAAUUCUCGAAGAUGACGUUCGUUUCGAUGCAUUCUUUAAAUAUAAACUCGAAAAAAUCCUUUCCAAUCAAUCAUUAGAUUGGGAUAUCAUCUAUCUCGGAAGAAAAAUCAUGCGAUCGGAUGAAGAAGCUUAUGAAAACACCAUCGAAACCUUCCUAAUCGAACCGUCCUAUUCCCAUUGGACAGUUGGUUAUGCACUUUCAUUACGUGGUGCUCGAAUGCUUCUCGACGAAAAACCGUUGCAGAAAAUUCUACCUGUCGACGAAUACCUACCAAUCAUGUACGAUCAUCAUCCGAAUCACAGUUGGAAAAGUCACUUUCAUCAUCGAAAUUUAAAGGCAUAUGCAUUUCAUCCCGCAAUUAUCACCCCUACACAUUACUUUGGCGAACCAAAUUACAUAUCAGAUACGGAGAACACAACCGUUUUGGGAAAAGAAGAGAAAAUCGAUGUUUCACAACGAUCAAAAUUAGUUAGUGUUGAUGUUAUUACAAAGAAUGAAAAAGAUGAAUUAUAA
Messenger RNA from Adineta ricciae, 1779 nucleotides. The record is from the annotation of a GenBank genome assembly. NCBI's taxonomy places the organism in Eukaryota, Metazoa, Rotifera, Eurotatoria, Adinetida, Adinetidae.